AUGAUGUGCUAUAAGAUUCUAUUCUGUAUGAGUAUCACCGACCUAAUACAACUGUUUGGUCAUGUCUAUACGGGUAUCUUGUGCAUUUCCAAUCAACGGCCAUCUUAUUGGAGAGAAAAGGUAAGGUAACCAUUUUCUUGUGUUUCUUAUUCUUCUUGUUCUUGUUCUUCUUUUUCUUCUUCUGGUUUUUCUUCUUCGUCUUCUUCUUCUUCUUCUUCUUCUUCUUCUUCUUCUUCUUCUUCUUCUUCUUCUUCUUCCUCUUUUGGCUAAACUACGGUACUGUUACUAAUACAAUAUCAAAAUUUAAACUUUAUUUUUAAAAUUUUAGAUAAUUGGAGGUGCAGCGAACGCCGCAUGGUGCGUUAUGUUGAGUCAGACCAUGGUGUUGGCUUUAAAUCGUUGGAGUGUCAUUGUCAAACACUUUCACAGCCGUGGUAAACAUAAGAAGUACACUUUUAUGGUAUGAACUUACGUUCACAUAAUCUUUUAGGAAUAACUGAGACUAUAUUAUAUACAUAUUAAAAUAGCAUUUUCUGACUCUUGAACUUGAAAUUUAAAACAUUUUGUUUUAUGAACUAAAAUACGACGUAAUUUUAAAAAUUAAAAAAAAACUUUAAAACUAAAUUUUGGUACUAAAUAAUAUGUCUUUUUAGUUCAACACAAUAGCUACAUACGGCUACGGAGCUUCUUUUAUGAUCGUAUAUCUGACUCCUUACUGUGGACUCAAAUUUGUUUCGCCAGGCUAUUACUGGGAGUACUCGGACGAUGCUUGGAGUUUAAUUGUUAGUGAAGUUGAGUUUUAUUCAACCUUAAUUAUCAUAUUGAUUACUCUUUUUGCGUAUGUUUGGAUCGUACUUCACAUUGUUAAUCAGGUAGGUUCUUAUUGUGAAUAGUCUUUGUUAAAUUACAGUUUUACACUGUAGAUUUAUGUAGUUGUGUUACAUUAUUGAUUUGUGUAGUCAUUUUAGCUUGUUCGAAUAAUUGUAGGCCCUAUUUUUAAACCAAUUUUUUAGGCUAGGGCACAUAAACAACCCAAUAGAUUCAUGCACCCAAUAUCUGACAUAUUAUUUUUAAAAUUUCAGAAAAACAAAAUAAUUGACAUAGCCAAUGCCCCAGCCUCAAAGCAAGAAUACAAAAUCCUGUUUCAAGGAAUAUUCUUGUUCUUGUUCGCUUGUUUUCAAAUUAUAAUUUGGCAUUGUGGAGACAUACUGCCAUCUCCAUUGAACGGAAAAUACACAAAUGCUGGCAUUCAUACAGGAUGGGUACUGUUCUGUGGAGUUACACCUAUUCUCAACCUUAUAAUGAACAAGUAAGUUGUCUAAGUGUUUUUAAUGAGCAGCAAAUAAGUUGAAGAAGUGUUACUGCUUAUAAGUUUUGUAUAACGAACAAUUUUUAAAUUUAUAAGUAAUUUGAUAUAUAAUAUGAGAGUCCUACUGUAGACGGAACUGGUAGUGUGUAGAAAAUGAAAAAUAUUUUUUUAUGGCAUUUACUUCCUUUUUCAAUUUUUCAAAAGUACAAGCCAAAUUUUAUUUUUUUAUUUUUAGAGACCUCAGAACCCGUGUGCUACAUGACUUGAAACUUCCACAACAAGCUACGCAUUCUGAUUUCUUCUCAACUAAAGUGCCUUACUUUUCCAAAACUAGUGGGGCAUAUCUUCGAUGA
Messenger RNA from Bursaphelenchus okinawaensis, 1662 nucleotides. The record is from the annotation of a GenBank genome assembly. NCBI's taxonomy places the organism in Eukaryota, Metazoa, Nematoda, Chromadorea, Rhabditida, Aphelenchoididae.